AAGAAGCGGGGUCGCAAGAAGGAAGGCACUGUCACGGGCCAAGUCAGUGCUUCCAUCAAGCCCAAGAAAAUAUGUCCAGACCGUCUUGGACUUGAUGGACAAGUCUACACCAAGAAAAAAUAAGCUAUUUGAAGCAAACCCAACCAGUAGACGGACAGUGGAGUUUAAAAUAGGUACAAAGGUCCUAAGUUCAUUGACCAACUUAAAGAGAAAAUGGUAUAAAAAGUCCAUUAUUGCUCGCAGUGUGUUGUUGACUGUUUGCCACCAGAAGAAGUCUGUGAGAGCCAGCAGCAGAGCCUUUGGAGCCCACAGGAAAACCUUAUUAAAGCUAACCAGGAAAUGCACUUCCAGGCAGAAUGUUAAACUGUCACGCUUUAAAAAAUCCCGGAACGAAGCAGUGGCUUUCAUGGAAUGUAGUGCCUCUCCCCUACCUGACAAGAAGCUUGUUUCAAAGAAGACUGGUAAGAGCUGUACUAUUCUGACAAGGCCUCUCCAGGAUCUGUACCAGGACUUUACAUGGAAGUUUCAGAUUCCUCAACGAAGAUCAGCUUUUCACAGUUCGCCAAAUGCCGUCCAGCACAUGUACGCCUAAUGAGAAAUUCACAUCUUCGCCAGUGUUUAUGUGAAUACUGCACAAAUGUUGACCCGAAGCUUCGCAGUGUAAAUGCCAUUGGUGCCAGAGUGAACAAUGCAUGCUGUAUAUGGAAGGGACCCACGACGUGGAUAAAGUGGGAGACUAAGGCCUGCACAACAAAUGGCAAACAGUGAGCCGAAAAGUGCUUGUGAAAAAGAUGGGUACCAUGUUGGAGCUGGUGGACGAGCUAGAGGAGGAGGUGACAUUCCUGGCAGGUCAUCUGUUUAGAGCUGAUUGGCAGCACCGCCAGUUUGAGGCCAUGAGGAGGGACACACCUUUUUCGAAGUCAACAGUAGGCAUGGUCCUAGAUUUUGCAGAGAACUUUGCCUGCCUGUAUCAGGAUGAGAUACAAGCAGCACACUGGCACCACAAACAAGUUACUGUCCAUCCCAUUGUGACAUAUUAUGCAUGCAGAGAGUGCAAGGAGACCACCACUGAGUCCCUGGUUUUUAUUAGCGAAGACCGGGUCCAUGAUUACCAUGCCGUGUUUCGUUUCACGCAGCUUGCAGUAAUUCAUCUUCGUACAGCUCUUGACAUCCUACUGGAACACAGCAUCGAGUGGACAGAUGGGUGCUCAUUACAAUAUAAAUCAAAAGGCCCCUUUUGUGACAUUUCAAAUGCCCUGACAGACUUGGGAUGUACACUUGAACGAAACUUCUUCGGAUCAAGACAUGGCAAAGGGCCAUCUGAUGGGGAAAGUGCUGUGGUAAAACACAAGGCAGCAACAGCAGUGAAAGCUGGCACAGCCAUUAUUACCAAUGCCAAGGACCUUUAUGAUUAUUGCGUCUCCAGUAACCUCAACAAGCAGCCAGCAAGCACUUCCUUCGGACAUUCUUUUGGGUGGCUAAUGGACAGGUGGACAGGAACCGGAACAGGAGUGUUAAGACUUUGAAGGGUACCCGGUCUCUGCACACAGUAAAAUGUGUCGAAGCCAACAAACUGCUGACCCGUCUCUUAUCCUGCUACUGUCUGCCUUGCCAGUCCGGUGUUGGUGACUGCAGUAAUGCUGAAGUCGUUGGACCGUGGACAUUAGAGGUACUCAAACCACCAACCCCUCAAGCCAGAUUGUCUAUG
Messenger RNA from Gigantopelta aegis, 1708 nucleotides. RefSeq lists its product as uncharacterized. Lineage: Eukaryota; Metazoa; Mollusca; Gastropoda; Neomphalida; Peltospiridae. The transcript is spliced from 2 exons. The record is from RefSeq and is a predicted model, not a curated record. Bases 792 to 1526 code for a protein of 244 amino acids.